Messenger RNA from Aspergillus fumigatus Af293, 681 nucleotides. Lineage: Eukaryota; Fungi; Ascomycota; Eurotiomycetes; Eurotiales; Aspergillaceae. The record is from RefSeq and is a predicted model, not a curated record.
AUGUUGUCUCAGCGGCGGAUCCGGCUUCUGCUUAUAGCCGCGGUGGUGUUGAUGGUCACCAUCUUCUACUAUUCGGGCGACGCCGGAACAAUACAAAAUCAGAGAUUCUAUCGAUCUACCGUCGCGGCUAUAGACGCCCAUAGAGAAGCAAAAGAAGCUGCAUCGAAACAGAAUGUACAGCCCCAGAAACCCGCCCCUCCAAAGCCUGUCGAGGAGAAUGCCAAACCUGUAGUGCAGGAAGCGGAUGGAGUCAAGGCGACCACCCCCAAAGGCGCCAGUGAAGAGAUGGAAGAGAUCCCAAUUGCAGGACGUACCAAGAUGACGGUACCAAAGAACAGGGGUCAGGACUCGCAAAAGCAAGAGUCUGCCCUUGCAUCUUCUGAGGAUGACCUAGAAGUUAAGAAUGAGCUCAAUGCCAUUCUUAAGAGAUCGCCCAUGCCUGCGCCGCAUGUGGUCGAACUCGAUCAACAUGCAAUGGGACAGCAACUUCAAUCGCUCUUGGCAAAGAACACCGGCCGACGUACUGUACCAAACGUACUCGUCAAUGGAAAGAGUAUAGGCGGUGGUGACGACGUGACCGCACUUGAUGAGAAGGACGAGCUUGCCUCGACGCUGAAGAACUUGGGUGGGAAAUGGAUACAAGAGGUCAAUCGUAAGGACCAAACGAAGCAGGCUGAGUGA